Ciona intestinalis (vase tunicate) is the source of this 5416-nucleotide messenger RNA. The record is from RefSeq and is a predicted model, not a curated record. Lineage: Eukaryota; Metazoa; Chordata; Ascidiacea; Phlebobranchia; Cionidae.
UACAAUAUAGUUAGUUCCCUUGUUAUCCAAGAGUCAGCUGGUAGGGGUGAUUUAUAAUAGCCUACCAGUGAAUUGGGUGAUGCAUUUGCUGAGAAAGUUACAAUAACAACAACAACAACAACAACAACAACAACAAUAACAACAAAUUCAUUCACCCAUGGUCAUGGCUGACUUUAAGGAGGAAUAUAAUCAGCGAAAAAAGGAAUUAUCCCAUCAUGUAUUGACAGGACAAUCAAAACUCAGCGCAGACUCUUUGCUGGACAGCAUCAUUGCCCUUGUAUCUGACCUAGAUGUUCCAGGUUUGAAGAAAAAUAAGAAUGUGGAAAGUUUCCUUAAUCGAUAUUCCCACAUUGUACAAACAGUGCGCAAGAAACGAAUGCGUGCGAAUGACUUUGAUAUUGUUAAAGUAAUCGGACGAGGUGCUUUUGGUGAAGUCCAACUAGUUCGUCACAAACCAACUAAACGUGUAUAUGCCAUGAAACUGCUCAGUAAGGUUGAGAUGAUCAAAAGAUCGGAGUCGGCUUUCUUCUGGGAGGAGAGGGACAUCAUGGCCCUGGCUAACUCUGAGUGGGUAGUGAGGCUUGAGCAUUCGUUUCAAGACGAUAAAUACCUCUACAUGGUGAUGGAGUUUAUGCCGGGUGGGGAUUUAGUAAACUUAAUGUCAAACUACGAUGUUCCUGAGAGAUGGGCUCGUUUCUAUACGGCUGAGGUUGUACUUGCUUUGGAAGCAAUACACUCAAUGGGGUAUAUUCACAGGGAUGUGAAACCCGACAAUAUGUUACUGGACAAACACGGUCACCUUAAACUUGCUGAUUUUGGAACUUGCAUGAAAAUGAAUGAGAAUGGCAUGGUAAGGUCGGACACCGCAGUAGGAACCCCUGAUUACAUUUCUCCUGAAGUAUUAAAGUCACAAGGUGGGGACGGACAUUAUGGGAGGGAGUGCGACUGGUGGUCGGUUGGUGUUUUCUUGUACGAGAUGUUGGUUGGUGACACUCCAUUCUACGCUGACUCUCUUGUUGGCACUUACGGUAAAAUCAUGGAUCAUAAAAACUCCUUACAGUUCCCUGAUGAUGUGGAGAUGUCAAAUAAUGCAAAGCAGUUGAUUUGUGGAUUUCUCACUGAUAGAAAGGACAGAUUAGGAAACCACGGAGUCGACGAAAUAAGAAACCAAAGCUUCUUCAAAAAUGAUCAAUGGACAUUUGACACAUUACGUGACACUGUAGCCCCUGUGGUCCCUGAGUUAAACGGGGACACCGACACUCGUAACUUUGACGAUAUCGAAGAAGAGAAAACUGAACCCGAAAACUUUCCCGCCCCCAAAGCAUUUGUGGGGAACCAUCUACCUUUUAUUGGGUUCACCUUCACAAGUGACUCCAUAUACAGCAAUGGUCAAGCACCUACAGUUUCAAAUCAAAAGACCAGUAACAUUGCAGCUAUAGGAGAGGAUUCUGAAAGGUUAAAAGUCAAAGUGAAAAACCUGGAGAAUCAACUUAAACAGGAGGUCAAGAAGAGGGAGGAACUGCAGAAUAAAUAUGAUGAAUCGACAGCAAUGUUACAAUCAGCGUCCCGUGACAUGGAGUCAGGUCGGGAAAGUCGGCGCGCCAAAGAAUCCGAGUUACGGCAACUGGAACGGGACAACGCAUUGUUGCAACAUAGACAGCAAGAAAGUCAAAGGAAAUCGGACAUGGAGGCAGAAAAAAGAAAAAAGGUUGAAAACGACCUUGCUGCAUUGUCACGGCAAUUGGAGGAGUGGCGCACGCAGAAAACGGAGCGCAAGAAGGCCGAAGCAAGCGCGAGGUCCGAACAACUCCGUAUAGAAGAGUUACAACGUAAGUUAAAGUCUGAAGGUGACACCGUCGGGAAACUGAAGAAGAUACAACAAGAACUCAAGAAGGCAAACUCUGAGCUAGAGAUGCAAAACAACGAACUUCGUGAUCGAGCUGCGUCCGCAGAUGAGAAGUUAAAGUCAUUGGAUCGAGCGAAGAUGAGAGUGGACAGCUUGUUGGAGCAAGAGAAGACACAAGGGGAAAAUAGAGUUACUGAUUUACAAGACCAUGUAAAGAGUUUACAUCAAGAAGCUGAAAGAUUGAAAGAUCAAAUUACCCGAGUUGAAAAUGAACGUAAACAAGCACAUGAUAAACUAUCAACACUAGAACGGUCGAAAACAAGCAUGCAGUUCGAGAUGAAGACGUUGCAACAAAAGCUUGACAAAGAGACAACAGAACACAAGAACACCCUCGCUAGACUCGAUGCAAGAAAUCGUAAAUAUGCAUCGAUUGAAGGGGCCAAGUCAGAGGCCAUGAAAGGAUUGGAGCGCCAGAUAAGUUUAGACAAGGAAUCGCGAGGAAACCUCGAAAAGGAAGUCAACGAUCUAAGGAAGAAGAUCACGCUUCUCGAAUACGACCUCCAGGAGGCGAGAAAGAGCCAGAAACAAACGCUUGCUGCGAAGGAGAAGUCCGAUAAUGAGGUUAAAGAAGCUAUGAGCGCCAAGUCUCACGAACAACAAUCAAAAUCCAAGCUACAAAGCGAGAUCAACAACCUUAAAAGUGAAAUUAUAGGCCUCAAAGCUUCAGAGUCGCAACUUAAUAAAGAGCACACUCAAUACCGAGAAGACAGCCAGGAGUUGGAGCGAAAGUUGCAGAAAGCGAAACGCGAACGACAAAACAUCGAUGGCCAGAUGAGGGAGCUACAGGACCAACUAGAGGCCGAACAAUAUUUCUCGACUCUAUACAAGACACAAGUGAGAGAAUUGAAAGAAGAGAAAGAAGAGCUUGAGAAGAAGGGAAAAGAUGAGAUGUAUGAUCUUGCUAUGCUUAAGGAUGAAAGAGACGCCAUCCAAGUUGAGUUGUCUGUUCUGCUGAACAAAGCUGACGAAGAGCAAGUAACUCGACGGGAAACAGAGGGCGAUCUUGCCCUCGCGGAGAAACAGAGGCUUCAGCUUGAACUUGAGCUUCGUGACGCGAAAGAGGCGAUCCAAGCGCACACAGACGCCACACGGGCCGAUAUGCACGCUCUUGAAGAGAAGGCAAGUAACUUGGAAAGCCAGAUGGAGGAAAUGAAGAAAGAGAAAGAAGGGUGGAUGAAAAAGGUGGAUGCAGCUAAUGAAGAAAUCGAGAAUUUGAAACAGACCUCAGGGGAAGUAGCGGCGUUAAAAGCAUCGUAUGAAAAGACAUUGAAUCAAGAAAAGAUGUUGAAAAUGCAAGCUGUCAAUAAACUUGCUGAGAUCAUGAAUAGGAAGCAAAACACAACCAAAGACAGAGGCAAAAAGGUAUCGGUUGAUGCUCUGAGGAAGAAAGAAAAAGAAUGUCGAAGGUUGUUACAAGAGUUGCAACAAGAGAAGCAGAAGAUCGGGUCGAUCACGCUCAAGUUUCAACAAGAUUUGGAUGAUUUACAUGCUUCACUAGCAGAGGAGAGCGCUCGGUGCACCGAGUUGCAGAUGAUGGUCGAUAGUAAAGACGCCGAUAUCGAGGUUCUGCACAACCAAUACCAGAACGCCACACCUUCAAUGGAUGCUGUUAGCUUGUAUAGUGAUGGUGACGAAAAUGCUCAUGGGGACAUGACGGUAACAGGCUGGCUUUCCAUUCCCAACAAAACCAAUAUUAAGAGACAUGGCUAUUGGAAGAAGCAAUACGUCGUUGUCAGCAAGAGGAAAAUUCUCUUUUAUGAUUCCGAGCAAGAUAAAGAGGAGUCAAACCCUUGUAUGGUCAUUGCUCUCGAAAAAUUAUUCCAUGUGCGACCUGUUACUCAAGCUGAAGCAAUGAGAGCUAAACCUGCGGAGAUUCCACUCAUUUUCCAGUUACUGUACGCCAACGAGGGUGUUAGUGUCCGCGACCCAGAACAACCGAUAGCAGAAACAUCUGAUCACACGAAACACUCAGCUGGUCGUAUCAGCCACAAAGGCCAUACCUUCAUCCCUAUUAUGUUCCACCUACCAACUAAUUGUGAAGUCUGCCCUAAACCACUAUGGCAUAUGUUUAAAUCACCUCCAGCUAUUGAAUGCCAGAGGUGCCGGGGUAAAUUCCACAAAGAACAUUUAGAAACAAACCUUAUAGCCCCCUGUAAAGUAAACUUUGACGGGAACGCUGCAAAGGAUCUUUUAUUAAAAGCAACUUCAUCGGAAGACCAGAAAAAGUGGGUGAGCCAACUCGCACGGAAAAUCCCCAAAACCCCUCCAGCUCCAGUCGAUACAUUUGGUGGAAGGAAUUCCCCGCGUGUGUCAUCGGGUCGUUACAACGCAACGUCUCGUAAAUCGAGCAGUAGGGGACCUGCUGAUAGAGUGCAGAAGGCCAAUGCUGAUAAAAGUUAACGAUUUGUUGCCACUGAAGACGCAUUGUGAGCUAACAUGUGCAUAGUAACCAUCGAAAUCUGCUGACUCAGCAAAUUUUAAUUGCACGGUCGUCACGCAUGACAGAACCGGCGGAUUAUGACAUCACAAAUGUUUAAUUGAUCGGUAGUUUCGGGUAAAACGUCGAAAUUUUGGGUCCGAUUCAAGUUACCCUCCGUACGUGCCUUGUUACUCCCAACCAAAUGUUCCAUACAGUUAAAGUUUCAUGGAAAUAACAUUUCAACUUUCUUGCCUUAAUCAAAUCUUAUUCUCAAUGCUGAUUGGCCCUUUUCCCUAACUCAGCGAUCCUAUUGGUUAAUUUUUUUCAGGCAGUAUUUUAUUAAAAUGCAGCGAACUAAUUGGGUAAUUUUACCCGAGACGUUGCGUUUUAUUUUUACGCCGAAAAGCGACUUUUUUCGCCAUAUAUAGUACCUAUGUUUUAACAGCAUUAUUCUACAACAUUUUUGUUGUCUAUUAAGUCACAAUGGGUUUAUUGUUUAAGCAUAAUGACCAUUGGAGUGCUAUAUAUUGUGUUUUAACUAAUUCAAAAUCAGACUGGUCAUUUUCCGUAAUUUUUUCAAAACCCUAAUUUAAAUUUGACGCUCACAUAAACAUCUUAUAUCAAACCUAAAACUCAAAACAUUGUUUCAAUUAUCAAAUAUUCGAAAAUUUGCAAAAUUUUAUUUUUUUGAAAAUCUGCCAAUACUCAUAGAAAUAUUAUUUUACCGCUUCACAUAGAUAUCUUAUAACUCCACCAUCUUGGCCACUGUCAGUAUCGCUGGUCACUCCCCAAAUAAUUACUGCUGGCAAUCGAUCUUACAUUGUGAUUAUUUCGUACUCGUGUUAGGGGAUUCCCCCACGACUGCCUUACCCUCUAUGACGCAAUAGAGGAAACUAUAUCGUCAUAACAACGCCUUUGUGCCUCCUAUUGUAUAACAUAAUAAUAUUAUAAGUGAUUCAAAGUUUUUCCCAAUAAGCAGAUGAUGAUUCUCGUUUUUCGCAUGUAUCAAUUCCGGGGAAUACCCCAUUGCCUACUAUUGUUGGCCCAAAGUGACGUUUAUGUGACCAACCAAUAAAGCUAUGUGAAAAUAA